AUUAUGUUGUUUAUGAAGCAUUAAGGAAAUAAAUUCCAAUUUUACCAGGGUACAUAACGCGUAGAUACCGAGAAAUUAAUCAGUCAACUUCUCACCUGACCAUAUUGAAAUCUUUUAGAUGAAUGAAAGUGGUAUUGGCGGAACUCCAAGUUUGAUAUCUAUUCAGCCUCCAGCAUUUCGCUUUAAUUUACAAAGGAAAGGCUUUAUGGCCUUUUUCUACAAGGUCUAGGAAAGUACAAAGCGGUACUACAAUACGAGCAAUACAAGAACAAUAGUAAAGCCAUGCCACUGAGAAAAGAUACUCAAAUUCGAUUUAGAGUCGUGGCUCGAAACGAGUUCUUUAUUUUACUGCUGUACGCUUUGUGACUUCGUUCAAAUUGUGCCGAUGCAAAUCGAAGUCCGAAUCUGUUCUUCAGAGCAAGGUGAGGCCAAGUGCGAGAGGCGAUAAUCUCUUCUUUGUGAACAGAGUGAAAGAUGAGCUGGCGUAGAGUUUGGUUGGCCCUUUUCCUUGGUUGCUUGUCGCUGUUAUUCUGCUGCGCCGAGGAAAAGGAGAUAACAGACGAGAUGAGAAAGAGCAUGGAGGAAGCAAGAAACCUUUCACUUUUUAUAAAUAACGUGAUAAGAAGGCACCCAAGGAACGUCAGACCUAACGCCGGGGGUGAGAAAGUGAUGGUUGAUAUCGAAUUCAAAGUCAUCUCGUUUGGUGAGAUAAAGGAAGCCAAUAUGGAAUAUUCAUUGGACAUAUUUUUCCGACAAUGGUGGUACGACUCCCGCUUCGCCCAUAACUAUAGCAUGCCGUUUACGAUGGCAGCAGACCCUACAGAGCUAUUCUGGACGCCAGAUACUUACUUCUGGAACGUGAAAAGUGCUAACUACCACAGGGUGACCAGAGAAAACAUGAGAGUCAUGAUUAACCCGGAUGGGAAAAUAUAUUUCAGUGCACGAAUAACGUUAACUUGCCAGUGUGAGAUGGAUCUGCACCUCUAUCCUCUAGAUACCCAAGAGUGUCCACUCAGGAUAGAAAGCUACGCACACACUGUAGCGGACGUGGACUAUCGGUGGAAAGGCGGGGAAACACAAGGAGUUGAGAUAGUGUCGGAGGAAAUGGCACAGUUCGACUUACUUGGAGUCAGAACAGAUACCAAAAAGUCGACAAAUAGUAAAGGAGCUUUCGCCAGUCUUAAAGCCACGUUCCGUUUUCGCCGGCGGAUGGACUUCUACCUAUCUUCUAUCUACGUACCGGAAGUGAUCCUGGUUGUAUUAUCAUGGACAACAUUUUUCAUCACACCUACAGCCGUCCCGGCACGCACUGCGCUCUCUAUAACUACUAUCCUCACGACAAUUCUUUUAUCAAGUUCUGUCAACUCUGGAAUGCCUAAGAGGGAAAAAGGCAAUGAAAUAAAGGGGGUGAGCUACAUGAAGUCUAUCGACCACUUUAUGUUGAUAUCCUUCGGAUUCAUCUUUGCUGCUUUAAUCGAAUACAUCAUAGUUUUGAACUCCCCGAGUCGAUUCACCAAGUGUUUUCCCAUGCUCUUCAGAACCUACUCGAUUCCCGAAGAAGCCCAGCUACACAAGUCAGACGGCAGUAUCGCCAAUCGUAAACCCGCCGAGCCUAGCAAGACCCACUGGAUCGAUCGCUUCUCACGCUACUUCUUUCCCAUUUCCUACAGUAUUUUUUUCUUGGCGUACUGGAUUCACUAUCAGAGUCAGCGCCAAUAAAACUUGCUUACUAGGAACACUAUCAGAGCCAGAAACAAUAACCUGCUUAAAGAAAAAAUACCAGAGCCAGCUCUAAUAACCUGCUUAAUAGAAACGCUAUCUGAGUUAGCGCCAAUAAACAUUGCCUACUCAAACUGCAAUCAGAGAAGGGGCAAACAGCCCCAAAGAGCCAAAUAACGGUUUGCUGAGAUUUUGUUAUGAUAAAGACUGACUAGACUGCAUAUCACAGAAGAUGAAAGCGCGGCUCACAGACGAAUAUGACUGCCAGAUAUGUCAGAGGAAUAAAGAGAUUUUUUCAUACAUCACAUAUAGGUGCAAACAAAAUACGGAAACAGUAGAUCACAAGAAAUCAGCGCAGAACAAUGAUUUUCCUAUCGAAAACAAGCAACGGAUGGUAUGCGCUAUGUAGAAGGUGAACCUUUAAUUUUUUUAGCAUGUUACUGCAGAAUAUGGGCAAGAGUUUCUUGCUUCUUAAUAUUAAAAAGGUUCGCACCGGACAAUAAAUGUAAAAUGUGCACAUAUUACAUAAUUUUUAUAAUUGGUAGUGAGAAUAUUGGUGAUACUAGAAAGCCAAAAGAUACUUUUAUUCUUUUUUUCCUUUUUUUCUUCAUAUUUCUUUUUUCUUUUUUUUCUUUUCUUUAUUUAGAGUUUCUAGAUUAAAUGACGAAUAAAAAAAUGUACGAUAUUGGGGUGCAGAGGCUUUGUGAAACCUUAGGUCGAACCUAAAUCACAAAAAAAUUUAAUAUGCAAAUUUAUUAUUUUAUAAAUAUAAACGAUUUUAUUGAGCUACUUCAAGUAACGUGUUUUAUAUGAAAAAAAAAAACAUGAAUAUGUUAUGUGUGCGCUGUAGGUAUAUGCUGGAUUUAAAGUAUGUGACGAGUGAGGCUUUUUUGUAAAAAAUACCUUACAUAUCUGGCUCCAUAAGGACAAGCUAAUAGACCGAAGCCGCUCGUAACCAACUUAUUAACAGCAUAAAACCUGUCAAAUUUUUCUAUCAGGCUCAUUUAUCGAGAGAAUAUGAGAAGUUAUCAAAGUUAGCAAAGGGCUGAAACCAAUCUGUGUGGCUGAACAUUGCAGGGGGUAAUAAAAAUAAAAACCGCU
This is a messenger RNA of Nematostella vectensis (starlet sea anemone), 2820 nucleotides long. RefSeq names its product gamma-aminobutyric acid receptor subunit gamma-3. Gene Ontology annotation, biological process: chemical synaptic transmission; signal transduction; nervous system process. The coding region runs from base 475 to 1719 and encodes 414 amino acids. The transcript is spliced from 12 exons. Gene Ontology annotation, molecular function: chloride channel activity; extracellular ligand-gated monoatomic ion channel activity; transmembrane signaling receptor activity. Gene Ontology annotation, cellular component: membrane; neuron projection; synapse. The record is from RefSeq and is a predicted model, not a curated record. Lineage: Eukaryota; Metazoa; Cnidaria; Anthozoa; Actiniaria; Edwardsiidae.